Molecule: messenger RNA, 1614 nt
Organism: Cylindrotheca closterium
Lineage: Eukaryota; Bacillariophyta; Bacillariophyceae; Bacillariales; Bacillariaceae
Source: the annotation of a GenBank genome assembly
AUGUCAGAAGAAGUUCUCAUGGAAGAUCCUCAAGUCAUCCUUGACGAAACUCUUGACGAAAUUCCUGAAGACGUCAAAUCAAUGCCUUCUAUGGCGUUUGGAAUACUUUUGUUCGUAAUUGCCGCCGGAGCGUAUUACUACUAUGCUUUUGUUCUGAACAAGAAAAAGAAGCCGACUGUGGAAAUUGAUGAAACCAUGGCCACAAACACAGUCUCUCUGAAGGACAUUAAUUACCUUGCCAGUCGAUUGGGUCCAAAUUCCACGCACAUGGAUGUGUUGUUGGCUGUUGCCAGCUGCCCUGACUCCAUCAAGUAUGGGACGAAACAUCACGAAGCCAAAGAGAAAGCUAGAGCAGAUAGAAUUGCUCAAGACGAAGAGGAAAAAGUAAACGAGAAAACCGAUAUAAAAUCAACUGCGAAAGACAACCUGUUCGACUUUGAUGAUGAAGGUUGGGCCGACGAGGAUGACAUGGAUGACGAGUCGAAGCGCAAGCUAGAACUUGAAAAGAAGGCUGAGGAACAGAAGAAAAAAGACCUUGAACAACUUAACAAGGCUACCGGAAAGGCGAAGAUCUUGCUCGAAGGUAUUGAUGAUGGCGUUAUUGGACAACUGUGGGUGGAAAAAACUCUUGGAUCCAACGGUGCUUGGCCUCCAAAAGACCUGAGAUUUUUGGGUGGCGAAAAAUUUGACUACAAUGGCAAGAUGGUUUCAGCGCUUGAGCACCGAGGUCUUCGAAGGAAUAUCUGUAUGAUGAUGGGUCGCAUCAACUCCAUGAUGCUCAACACUCACCCUGAAUUGUUGGAAGCAGGAGGCAAACAACUCAUUGAUCAGACUUACUUUAAGGGUAGUGCAGAGUUCCGUCAACGUUGUGCCAUGCUCUUGGAAGCUGCCCUCCGAACUGCUGUUGCGUGUCGAAACUAUGAACUUUGCAAGACUGUGGUACAAGCUGUAAGUUUGUUCAAGAUCGGAUGCGCACCACCAGGGGAUGUAGAGUGGUUUGACAAGAUGAUGGAAAAGCAAUACAAGUGUUUACCACGAUUGGAAAUUGAGAAUCAAUCCAUUGAAUGUCCUGGCGAGAACGAACUGGCGACGGGUGAUACUUUGACGCUUGGCUUGGAUGUCACACGAAUUCACGCCGAGCAAUUCACUAAGCAAAAGGUAGCUAUGUUACAAAAGCAAGGUAUCCCACCACAACUGGCAUUGCAGUCAUACCGAGAGGGAUGGUGGUUCCUGGUUCGAGCAGAACGCCUCGACGGUGACAUUGACGCUUCUACACUUGACUUGAAAACUGAUGGUCUCUUGGGUGAAGUUUCCAAGAGCGAUUUGGAAAAGUUCGAAAAGGCAACAUACUCUGAGCGAUUACAGACCGCGUGGCCUAUGAUUGUCCAGAAUAUCACUCAAAAGACGGGACGAGUGAAGAUUCAAUUUUUGGCUCCAGUGGUGCCAGGAAAGUAUCGCUUUACAGUAUCACUGAAUUCACAGGACUUCUUGGGUGCAGAUACGGAGAUCAGUGUCGAGGGAACUGUUGUAGAUGGUGCAACUGUCAUUAGAAAACCAAAGGAAGAGAAGAAGAUCGAACACGAGGAUUCUGUGGAAGUCAAAAAAGACAAAUAA